AUGCCACCGUUUUGCUCAUAUCCAAAAUCCCGUGUAACCGAAGGUAUUCCAUUUUCUAGAAUUGGAAUAGAUUACAUGGGUCCUUUAUAUUCAAAAACAAAUAAAGACAGUGAAAAGAAAGUUUGGAUUUGCCUGUUCACAUGCCUUAUGACGAGAGCAAUUCACCUAGAAAUUGUAUGUGACAUGACAACAGCUGAAUUUCUCAUGUGUUUCAGAAGAUUUGUAGCACAAAGAGGUUCUCCUACCCUUAUUAUCAGUGACAAUGCCUUACAAUUUCGUACGGCAGAUAAAAUUCUUGAUCAUCUUUGGAAUAAAAUUCCUAAAAAUGCUGAAAUAAUGAGUUAUGUUUCAAAUGCUGGUAUAAAAUGGAUGUUUAACGUAGAGUUGUCUCCCUGGAUGGGAGGCUUUUACGAAAGGCUAGUUGCUUUAGUAAAAAGGUCAUUAAAGAAAGCCAUUGGUAGAAAAAUGUUAUCAAUAGUGCAGUUACAAACUCUUAUUAAAGAGAUAGAAGCAGUUAUAAAUUCAAGACCUUUAGUUUAUGUUGGAGAUGACCUGCAUUCUAAUAUCCCUAUCACUCCUGCUCAUUUUCUGUCAAAUAAUCCGAAAAUUGGGAUUCCUGAGUUUGAAAUCGACAGUGAUGACGAUUAUAUUCCAAUUGAAAGCACAAAAGAUAAUUUACUUAAACUAUGGAAAAAAGGGCAAAGGUUAUUGGAUAUAUUUUGUAAAACUUGA
Ruditapes philippinarum (Manila clam) is the source of this 732-nucleotide messenger RNA. RefSeq lists its product as uncharacterized. The transcript has a single exon. Lineage: Eukaryota; Metazoa; Mollusca; Bivalvia; Venerida; Veneridae. Bases 1 to 732 code for a protein of 243 amino acids. Gene Ontology annotation, biological process: DNA integration. Gene Ontology annotation, molecular function: nucleic acid binding. The record is from RefSeq and is a predicted model, not a curated record.